Messenger RNA from Pungitius pungitius (ninespine stickleback), 4322 nucleotides. RefSeq names its product adaptor related protein complex 1 subunit beta 1 (gene ap1b1). The transcript is spliced from 23 exons. Gene Ontology annotation, molecular function: clathrin binding. Gene Ontology annotation, cellular component: clathrin adaptor complex; membrane coat. Gene Ontology annotation, biological process: vesicle-mediated transport; intracellular protein transport. The coding region runs from base 163 to 3084 and encodes 973 amino acids. Lineage: Eukaryota; Metazoa; Chordata; Actinopteri; Perciformes; Gasterosteidae. The record is from RefSeq and is a predicted model, not a curated record.
GCUUAACUGUCCCGACGUGGGUUUCCUUAAGCCUGUACCUAGAAGGUCAUGUCUCCGCUUUAGGAGCUAGAAAAGUGACCAGAAGCUAGCCGACACCGACAGACACAGUGCACCGCAGAGCUAGCAUUUAACACUAGUUUCAUUCAUCGAACUACUGCAAAGAUGCAGGAAUGGGCGAAUCAAUUAUGCGAGAAUCGACAAUUUGGAUCCAAGAUGACGGACUCCAAGUACUUCACCACUACCAAGAAAGGGGAGAUCUUUGAGCUCAAGGCUGAGCUAAACAGUGAUAAGAAAGAGAAGAAGAAAGAGGCUGUGAAGAAGGUCAUUGCAUCCAUGACAGUGGGCAAGGAUGUCAGUGCUCUCUUCCCAGAUGUUGUGAACUGCAUGCAGACGGACAACCUGGAACUCAAGAAGCUGGUCUACCUCUACUUGAUGAACUAUGCAAAGAGUCAGCCGGACAUGGCCAUCAUGGCUGUUAACACCUUUGUGAAAGACUGUGAAGAUCCUAACCCUUUGAUCCGGGCCCUCGCUGUUCGCACAAUGGGAUGCAUCCGCGUGGACAAGAUCACAGAGUACCUGUGUGAGCCACUGAGAAAAUGUCUGAAGGACGAAGACCCGUAUGUGAGGAAGACGGCCGCUGUGUGUGUAGCAAAGCUCCAUGAUAUCAACGCCCAGUUGGUGGAGGACCAAGGCUUCCUGGACACCCUUAAAGACCUCAUCUCUGACUCCAACCCCAUGGUUGUAGCAAACGCUGUGGCAGCGCUGUCUGAGAUAGCCGAGUCUCACCCCAACAGUCAUCUCCUGGACCUGAACCCUCAGACCAUCAACAAGUUGCUGACUGCUUUAAAUGAGUGUACAGAGUGGGGACAGAUAUUCAUUCUUGACUGCCUGGCCAAUUACACGCCUCGCGAUGAUCGAGAGUCCCAAAGCAUCUGUGAGCGCGUGACCCCACGGCUCUCCCACGCCAACUCUGCAGUGGUGUUGUCGGCUGUUAAAGUUUUAAUGAAGUUCAUGGAGAUGCUGCCCAAAGACUUGGACUACUAUGGCACCCUGCUUAAGAAGCUCGCCCCACCACUGGUCACUCUCCUCUCUGCUGAGCCCGAGCUACAAUAUGUGGCUCUUAGAAACAUCAACCUUAUCGUACAGAGACGGCCAGAGAUCCUGAAACACGAGAUGAAGGUUUUUUUCGUAAAGUACAAUGACCCAAUCUAUGUCAAACUGGAAAAGCUGGACAUCAUGAUUCGCCUUGCAUCUCAAGCCAACAUCGCCCAGGUCCUGGCUGAGCUAAAAGAAUACGCCACAGAGGUGGAUGUGGACUUUGUACGCAAAGCAGUCCGAGCGAUUGGCCGCUGUGCCAUCAAAGUAGAGCAAUCAGCCGAGCGCUGUGUCAGCACGCUGCUGGACCUCAUCCAAACCAAGGUCAACUAUGUGGUGCAGGAGGCCAUUGUGGUGAUCAAGGACAUCUUUCGCAAAUACCCCAACAAGUACGAGAGCGUUAUAGCCACACUGUGUGAGAACCUGGACUCCCUGGAUGAGCCGGAGGCGCGUGCCGCCAUGAUCUGGAUUGUGGGAGAGUAUGCUGAGCGCAUUGACAAUGCUGAUGAGUUGCUGGAGAGCUUUUUGGAGGGUUUCCAUGAUGAAAGCACUCAGGUGCAGCUACAGCUGCUGACGGCAAUCGUCAAGUUGUUCCUGAAAAAGCCCACCGAGACCCAGGAGCUGGUGCAGCAGGUGUUAAGUCUAGCUACUCAGGACUCUGAUAACCCAGACCUCAGGGACCGCGGCUACAUCUACUGGCGCCUGCUCUCGACGGACCCUGUGGCCGCCAAGGAGGUGGUUCUGGCUGAGAAGCCCCUGAUCUCUGAGGAGACGGAUCUGAUUGAGCCCACGCUGCUGGAGGAGCUCAUCUGCCACAUUGGUACCCUGGCCUCUGUCUACCACAAGCCUCCCAGUGCUUUUGUUGAGGGUAGCCGUGGAGUUCAGCAUAAGAGACUCCCCGCCAAUGCUGGAUCUGGCGAGAGUGUUGAGAGCCCAGAUCCAGGUUCUGCUGCUGGAGUCACCGAGGCACCUCCUGCCGUCAUCCCAUCCCAAGGAGACCUCCUCGGAGAUCUGCUUAAUCUGGACCUGACACCUACUACCACCACUGGACCACCACCACCCACUACCUCCGGUAUGCAGAUGGGGGCUAUGGACCUUCUUGGCGGAGGACUGGACAGCCUGAUGGGGGAUGAGUCUGAGCCGCUUGGUGGAGACAUUGGAGGAAAUCCUGCUAUGGGGGCUGCUUUCGGUGCUGCACCCGCUACGAUGCCAGCCUCUUUCAACGCCCCUGUUAGCGGCGGUCUGGAUGACCUGUUUGAUCUGGGAGGUGGAGUUGGAAUGCCCAUGGGAGCCCUCAACCCCCCAAAAGCAGUCUGGCUUCCAGCCAUGAAAGCCAAGGGUUUGGAGAUAUCAGGCGUUUUUGUCCGCCGUGCUGGGGUCAUCCAAAUGGAGAUGACCCUCACUAAUAAAGCUAUGAGUGUCAUGACUGAUUUUGCCAUCCAGUUUAACAGAAACAGCUUUGGUCUCGCUCCGGCUGGUCCACUUCAGAUUCUCACUCCUCUUAGCCCCAACCAGAGUAUUGAAGCGGCCCUUCCUCUCAGCACUGUGGGGCCAGUCAUGAAGAUGGAGCCUCUGAACAACCUGCAGGUGGCUGUUAAGAACAACAUUGACGUAUUCUACUUCAGCUGCCAGUACCCCAUCAGCAUGCUGUUCGUGGAGGACGGGAAGAUGGAGCGGCAGGUGUUCCUUGCCACAUGGAAAGACAUUCCUAAUGAGAACGAGUCCCAGUUUCAGAUCAAAGACUGCCAUCUCAACUCAGAUGCCGCCUCCAACAAACUGCAGAGUAGCAACAUCUUCACCAUAGCCAAGCGCACAGUGGAGGGUCAGGACAUGCUGUAUCAGUCCAUGAAGCUCACCAACGGCAUCUGGGUGCUGGCCGAGCUGAGGGUGCAGGCAGGAAACCCAAACUACACGAUCUCCCUGAAGUGCCGAGCUCCAGAGGUCUCCCAGUGCGUUUUCCAGAACUACGAGGCGGUGCUGAAGAACUGAACCUCCUGGGCGUUUCCCUAGAUCUCCAUCACCCACAACCACAUUGCAAACUAAUGCAGCGCAAGGUGUUGGCGCUCUAUAUGUCAAUCCAGCUGUUAAUUUGGGAUGUUUUAUGAUAAUGGUCCGGUUUUGAUACAUCACUUUUUUUUUCUCUCCAAAGACUGCAGAUAAUCUUGGUUCACUGCCUUGGUUUGCAAUAUCUUGUUUCUUACCCGAAAAGAUUUAGUUUCAGGACGUUAUCCUCUGAUCUAUUUCCCAAAUGAUCACUUUCAUAUUAUUGCUCUUCAACUCUGUGACGGCUGGUAUUUUUUCAGAGACGGACUGCUGUAUUCCCGUGACUGUUUUCCCUGUGUGAGGCUUUUUAAUCAUUAUCAAGCCCCACUACUGCAAUUUGCAGUCUAAUUUUAGCGUCUGCAAUCAGCAUAUGAAUCAUCGCGGUCUGCUUAUUUAUUUAGGGUUCCUCAAGAAAAAAAGCUUUAACUUUCUUGACCCGUAAGCAUGUGUGAAGUGGCUGUAGAAAAGACACAGACAUACUUAGAAAUAGCAUUAUGUUUGUCUUUUUCCAGUUUUCUUUGGUGUUUGUGCAUCUUCUGCCAUCCCCAAAGGCGUUCUUUUUCAUUCUCCAUCAAUGUCUGGACAUUUUGGAGCAGCAGUCCUCCACUGCAUUCUGGUUUUCUUAGUCAUUCCAUCGUUUGAUGUGUGUGUGUAUAUACUUGUUAGCGUUCAUAUAGUAAGCUGAGAGCAACCCCCCCUCCCCCACGCAUCAAUGACGUCCAUUCGAUGUUCUCCCGAUCCUUUUAUCUCUAUCACUUUCAUUCUGGUGCAGCCUGUUGAGUACCGUGCCCCACUUGGAUGAAGGAUCACGUCUUAAACAUAUGAUGCCAUGGCUCGAGACACACUAAGUAAUAAGUAUACAUGUAGGUAGCACACUGUUUACAUGCAGUGUUCCUGUUCUACCUAUAGACUGGCCCAGAUUAAUUGGAUUCCUGUUUCAGUCCUUACUCUGAGGGCCUUAUUGUCGCCUCCCCAGGAUGUGUCUGUCCUCGUGAACAGCUGGUCGAGAUCACAACCGAGGUGGCUGUGAACCCUGAGCACGCGGUUGUGUGUGGUGAAGGCAUUUUCAUUUGAAACGCUGUAAAAUUAAAAAGAAUCUUAUGUUAAUCCGUAAGAAUUUCAUUAACAGGAUUUUGUUAAUUGUGUGUACAUCAAAAGAACGAUUAAAACUCUUGAUAAAUUCA